Molecule: messenger RNA, 1587 nt
Organism: Penicilliopsis zonata CBS 506.65
Lineage: Eukaryota; Fungi; Ascomycota; Eurotiomycetes; Eurotiales; Aspergillaceae
Exons: 2
Coding region: 1-1587 (528 amino acids)
Biological process (GO): transmembrane transport; carbohydrate transport
Cellular component (GO): membrane
Molecular function (GO): carbohydrate:proton symporter activity
Source: RefSeq, a predicted model, not a curated record
AUGGAAAAAGACCGGUAUUUCGGGGCCCGGGGCGACGCGCUCACCAUCUGGGUGACCGUCUGCUGCGCGACCGCCAUGACGCUGUUCGGCUACGACCAGGCGGUCUUCAGCGGCGUCAUCAUCAGCGACGACUUCCUGCGCGUCAUGGGCCACCCCAGCGCCAACAUGGUGGCCACCAUCACCUCGCUGUACGACGUCGGCUGUUUCUUUGGCUCCGUCGCGGGCUCCGUCUUCGGCUCCCAGCUCGGCCGCAAGCCGUCCGUCAUCUGGGGCACCGUCGUCAUGAUCCUCGGCGCCGUCCUCCAGAUCUCGGCCUUCUCCGUGCCGCAGAUGAUCGUCGGCCGCCUGGUCGCCGGCCUGGGCAACGGGCUCAACACUGCAACCGCCCCCGUGUGGCAGAGCGAGACCACCAAGCCCACCUGGCGCGGCAAGCUCGUCGUCUUGGGCCUGGUGGUCAACGUCGGGGGGUUCUGCAUCGCCAACUGGGUGGCCUUUGGCUUCUCCUAUCUGGCCGGCGGCAUUGCCUGGCGCUUCCCGCUGGCCCUGCAGCUGCUGUUUGGCAUUGUCAUCUUGUGUACAGCGCCUUGGCUGCCGGAAUCCCCUCGUUGGUUGAUCUCCAAAGACCGAAUUGAAGAGGCCACGCAGGUCCUGGCCGAUGUCCAUGGCGGCGGUGCCACCCCCUUGACCCCCGUCGUAGUCGCCGAGAGGAACGAGAUCCUACACGCCUACCGCGCCGAGCGCGACAACGCCGUCUCCUGGGGGGAUCUGCUGCGCAACAGAACGCGCGACAACGGCCAGGGCACGCUGCGCCGCUUCGUUCUCGGCCUGGGCACGCAGAUCAUCGUGCAGCUGUCGGGCGUCAACGCGACCUCGUACUACCUGCCCACCGUGCUGACGGCCUCGGUCGGGCUGCCGGACCGUCUCGCCCGGCUGCUGACGGCGGCAAACGGCAUCCAUUACACCUUCUUCUCCUUCCUGGGAAUGAUGCUGAUCGACAAGUGGGGGCGGCGCGGCGCAAUGCUGUUCGGCACGACGGGCUGCGCCUGCUGCUACUUGGCGCUGACGCUGCUCAUCUGGGCGGGCUCCAGCACUACCAGCUCCGGGAUGCAGCACGAGUACGGCGCCGCGGCGGUGUCGAUGAUCUUCCUAUACUACGCCUUCUUCGGCACGGGCUGGCAGGGCACCGCGUGGCUGUACAACACCGAGAUCAACUCGCUGCACAUGCGCAUGAAGGGCGCCUCCGCCAGCGUCGCCGCCCAGUGGGCCGUCAACUACAUGGUCGUCCAGGUUACUCCGCCGGGUAUCCAGAACCUCGGCUGGCGCUUCUACCUCAUCUGGCUCUUCUUCAACUGGUUUUCCAUCCCGGUCCUCUAUAUCUUCUACCCGGAGACCGCCAACCGCCGCCUCGAGGACAUCGACACCGUGUUCAAGGAGGGCCUGAGUGUCUGGGCCUUUACCAACCGCGAGGCCAUCCAGGUGCGCCGCCCAGAGCGCUUCAUCGCCAUGGACCUCCAGGAGGAAGAGGCCGCCACGAUCGAGAUCAAGGGCGAAGCCGUUCAACUAGAGCAUGUCGACCAAAAGAUUUGA